Messenger RNA from Funneliformis geosporum, 282 nucleotides. Lineage: Eukaryota; Fungi; Glomeromycota; Glomeromycetes; Glomerales; Glomeraceae. The record is from the annotation of a GenBank genome assembly.
AUGUCUGCAACUCGUGUAGUUAAUGUUACGACCACAAUAAAGAAAGAAAUAAAACCUUUAGAAGAAGAGAAAGUAGAAGCAACGACGCAUUUAUAUUCGACUAAAUUAUCAAGAACAACUUCUUCACGUUCAACAUAUGAAGUUAAACAUCAUGAUGAUUAUUUGCUCGAACAAUGGCAACGUCAUGGAACAGAGGUUGCACUUAAACGAUUACAUAAUUCUCAGUUUAUCACUAUGGAGUUUCUCAAUCAAGUAUGCCAUCUCCAAUCUUUGAAUAUCUAA